UUGUUGGCGCUAGACUCUGGACUGACGGCUAGCUUGUAAACACAAGAUUGUCAAACCUGAAAUCUUGUUUUUUUGCGGAAAUCAGACAGCAUACAUUAAUUAUUUUAUAAGUAGUAUAUAUGUAGGUUUUUUAAUGUCCCUGUAACGCUGUCACUUGAUGAUUGACAGACUAGUAGAAGCUAAUUUAGCUAGUUAGCAGCUAGCCUAGCAUUAGCUUCGAUCAGCCUCAGUUUUUCUGGCACUGUUGUUAUCAUGGAUGAGGACUUACUGCUCGCUAUUCAGCUCCAGGAGCAGUUUGACAAUGAAUACCAGGACUCUUUACUUUCACCAAACGGAUUUCAGGUCGAUGGCUUCGGACAAAGCAGUAAGAAACGGAAAGUGGAGGUAGCAGGAGGUGGUGGCAGUGAUGUUGUCCCCUACAUGCAGCCCCAGAGGCCAAUGUCUGUCGUGGACGAGUCAUGGGAGAUGCUGGACCCGAAUCCCGAUGUCAGAGCCAUGUUCCUGGAGUUCAAUGACACGUUCUUCUGGGGUAAACUCAGUGGGGUCGAAGUGAAGUGGAGCCCGAGGAUGACACUGUGUGCUGGUGUGUGUUCAUAUGAGGGUCGAGGUGGACUGUGUUCAAUCAGACUCAGUGAACCUCUGCUGAAGCUCAGACCGAGAAAAGACUUGGUGCAGACUCUGCUGCACGAAAUGAUUCACGCUCUCCUGUUCGUGACCCAGAACAACAGAGACCGAGAUGGGCACGGACCCGAGUUCUGCAAACACAUGAACCGUAUCAACAAAGCCAGUGGGGCUAACAUCACUGUCUUCCACAGUUUCCACGAUGAGGUCGAUGUGUAUCGGCAGCACUGGUGGAGAUGCGACGGGCCCUGUCAGAACCGAAGGCCCUUCUUUGGGUACGUGAAGAGGGCCAUGAACCGGGCUCCGUCCCAUCUCGACCCCUGGUGGGAGGACCACAGAAGGACAUGUGGUGGGACUUACACUAAGAUCAAGGAGCCUGAAGGAUACAGCAAAAAAGGCAAGACCGGCGAGAAAAAGGAUAAGAAGACGACGUCAGGAAACAUGAAGUCUUCGAGUACGAGCUCAGGUUCCAGGUCACAGGACAUCAGAAACAUCAUCCCCUUCAGUGGAAAAGGCUUUUCUCUGGGAGGGACGUCACAGACCUCCACAUCUUCACCUCCACUUGUGUCUGUUGUGAAAACGUCGUCUUCUAGCCCCGCCUCACCUCCACAGAAAGUCCUCCCCCUUUCAUCUCCUCGUAACAGCCUCACCUCCCCCGUCCGGUCUGGACUAGACGACCAAACCAAAUGUAUCUCCAGUGCCUCCCCCCCGGUCAGACCAGGAAACCCCUCCGGACAGAAGCCAAAUAUGAAGAAGUCCGUCAGCAACACCAGGGUUUUUGUCAACGUUACCGGCUCACCAGUGAGGAUCUCAAAAGCAAACGGAGCGGAAAAGGUAAAACAGAGGUCCAUUGAUGAACUCUUUAACAACUCAAACCUGAGAAAACCCUCUAGUUCGUCGAAUUCAGACUGGAUGCCUACGUUAAGUGCCUCCUCUGACUUUCCUCGUUCAACUAAACCUAGUCCGAGCAAAUCCACCCCAUCUGUAGUUCCACCCAAGUCGAGCCCAAAAAAACCACAACAGUCCAAGUAUUUCAGUGACUCUAACAGUAGUAAUAAUACAUCUGGGGCUGCUGUCAGGGGUCAGGCCUCUAGAAAAAGGUCAUGGGAUGACGCGAGAAGCUCCGCCAGCAUCUUCGACUUCUUCCAAAAGACGCUGAGCAGCAACUCAGCGGCAUCAAGGGAAUCGAUAAACGCAAAAUUACCUGCAAUGCAGCAAAGAACUGCCAGCGCAUCCUCCUCCUCUGCUUCGUCUCCUCAUUCCUCUGCAGGACAGCACGGCGCUACCUCAUCAUCCUUAUCUUCCUCUUCCUCCUCGGCUGCGCUGAUGGUCAGCUGUCCCGUGUGCCAAGUGAAGGUACAGGAAUCAAAGAUCAACGAACAUCUUGAUUCGUGUCUCAGCUGAAGGAGGAGGAACAUAAAAGGGAGGCUGCAAUAAAAGUUAGAAGUUUCAGGUUUUAGUUUGAAUGUUGAGAGAGUGUGGUUUUAUCUGACAUCACGGUACAUCCUGGUUUUAUGGCUUUUAGUUUAAUUUCAACAUCCAGGACAGCUAUUAAAAUGACAUCACUGAUUUUAAAGGGGUCAUAUUUAUCCAAACCCACCUUUAUUCGUCUGUGGUUCAUUUAUUUGUGUAUUUGGACCCUAAUAGUUCAUACAGUUUGAAUUUGAACCCUCCAGGUGCUGCAAAGCU
Messenger RNA from Sphaeramia orbicularis (orbiculate cardinalfish), 2310 nucleotides. RefSeq names its product SprT-like N-terminal domain (gene sprtn). Gene Ontology annotation, biological process: DNA repair. The transcript has 5 exons. NCBI's taxonomy places the organism in Eukaryota, Metazoa, Chordata, Actinopteri, Kurtiformes, Apogonidae. The coding region runs from base 253 to 2025 and encodes 590 amino acids. Gene Ontology annotation, cellular component: nucleus. The record is from RefSeq and is a predicted model, not a curated record. Gene Ontology annotation, molecular function: metalloendopeptidase activity; polyubiquitin modification-dependent protein binding; single-stranded DNA binding.